This is a messenger RNA of Hemiscyllium ocellatum (epaulette shark), 3289 nucleotides long. It is a transcript of the gene snx14, whose product is annotated as sorting nexin 14. The transcript has 29 exons. Gene Ontology annotation, molecular function: phosphatidylinositol-3,5-bisphosphate binding. Gene Ontology annotation, biological process: autophagosome maturation. The coding region runs from base 221 to 3040 and encodes 939 amino acids. The record is from RefSeq and is a predicted model, not a curated record. Gene Ontology annotation, cellular component: late endosome. Lineage: Eukaryota; Metazoa; Chordata; Chondrichthyes; Orectolobiformes; Hemiscylliidae.
GCUUGUCGUCACGGGAGAAGAAGCUGGUCGUGCGGCUGUGGGCGGGGUCGAGAAUUUGGAGCGUGGAUUGAUGGGUCCGCGACAGUGAGGCUGAGACAGAAACAGGCUUGUGUGUAGGCCUGACGAGGAAAGGCGUUGCUUCUAUUUCUGUGCCGUACACGGUGAGAGAGAAAGAGCAAUGCCGCGGCGCUGGUAAGCCCAGGCCUUGGCGGAAGUCAAUAUGUUGUCAAUUCGGCGGGCGGUUCAGAAUCUGGGUUUGAGACUCAGAUUUCACCUGUUCCGGGAUAUCGGACGCCAGUAUCCGGUCUUCUGCUUCAUUAUGUUGCUGCUCACUCUUUCCACCCUGCUGUUUAACAGGUAUCUACACAUUCUUAUGAUGUUCUGGUCAUUCCUUGCUGGAGUUGUGACUUUCUAUUGUUCACUUGGACCUGACUCACUUUUGCCCAAUAUUCUCUUCCAUACUGAGCGAAAACCAAAGCAACUAGAACAGCAAGAACUCUUUCCCCAAGGUCAUAGCUGUGCUGUCUGUGGAAAAGUCAAAUGUAAAAGACAUAAGGCCACACUGCUGUUGGAAAACUACCAGCCGUGGCUGGGUUUGACAGUUAGUUCAAAGGUGGAUGCUUCUCUAUCUGAAAUACUGGAGCUGGUGAUUGAAAACUUUGUGCACCCUUGGUACAGGGACUUGACUGAUGAUGAAGCCUUUAUUGACGAACUAAGAGUAACUUUGCACUUCUUUGCGGCUGUUCUAGUCCGCCGAGCACAGAAGAUUGAUGUUCCAGUCCUCGUAAACCAGAAAUUGUUAAAAGCGGCAAUGAAGCAUAUAGAAGUUAUAUCAAAAGCAAGGCAAAAAGUAAAACAUAGUGAGUAUUUACAACAAGUUGCAUUGGAAGAGUAUGGACCGGAUCUGCACCUAGCUCUGAGAAGCCGUAGAGAUGAACUCCAAUAUCUUAGGAAAUUAACUGAAUUGUUAUUUCCAUACAUCCUACCACCAAAAGCAACAGAGUGCAGAUCUCUAACCUUGCUGAUUCAAGAAAUUCUAGCUGGGUCAGUAUUUCUUCCCUCUUUGGACUUCUUGGCUGAUCCAGACACGGUGAACCAUUUGUUGCUGAUUUUCAUAGACGAUAGCCCGCCAGAACCAGCAACAGAGCCUCCCUCGCCUUUGGUUCCAUUUCUUCAGAGAUAUGCUGAUGCAAGAAAUAAAGCUCAAUCGGCCCUAAAACUUGAGUUAAAGGAGAUAAGAGAGCAACAGGAUCUACUCUUCUGGUUCAUGAACUUUCUGAAGCAAGAGGGUGCAGUGCAUGUGUUGCAAUUCUGUUUCACUGUAGAGGAAUUCAAUGACCGGAUCUUAUGUCCAGAGUUGACUGAUGAUGAGAUGCAAACUCUUCACGAGGAAGUGAAGAAAAUUUACGUGACCUAUUGUCUUGAUGAAAGCAUUGAUAAAAUCAAAUUUGAUCCAUUUAUUGUGGAAGAGAUACAACAGGUUGCAGAAGGAUCUUACAGGAAUGUAGUGAAACUUCAGACCAUGCGCUGUUUGUUCGAGGCAUAUGAACACGUCAUGAAUCUGCUUGAAACUGUAUUUACACCUAUGUUUUGUCACAGUGAUGAGUAUUUCAGAUAUUUAUUGAAAGGAGCAGAGUCACCAACACGCAACUCCAAAUCCAAUAGAAGUAGCCUGAAUUUGGAUGAUUUUCGGGGCUCCAAUAAACGUGGAGAAUCUUUUGGAAUAAGUCGAAUAGGCAGCAAGCUCAAAGGAGUCUUUAAAAGCACAACAAUGGAAGGAGCUAUGUUGCCUAACUAUGGAUUGCCAGCAGCAGAUGAUGAUCUUGUUGAAGAAGCAACAGUUGUGUCUGAGGAUGAUUUAAUUGAAGAAUUGGCAAUCACUCCCAAUGCUCAUCGUAACCUUUCUGCUUGGAAAAUAAGCAUUCCAUAUCUGGACUUCUACUUUGACAGUAAAAAGGAGAAAGUCCCAGUCUUCUGUAUUGAAGUAAUUCGAAAUGAAGAAGGGUCAGAACGGCGUGAAAAUGAAAACUGCUUUGUUUACCGAAGAUACUUUGAAUUUUAUGUCCUUGAAUCGAAGCUUACCGAGUUUCAUGGAUCUUUCCCAGAUGCGCAGCUUCCUUCAAAGCGACUCAUUGGAUCCAAGAACUUUGAUUUCCUAAAUUCUAAACGAGAAGAGUUUCAGGAAUAUCUGCAGAAUUUGCUGAAACACCCAGAACUAAGCAACAGCCAACUCCUGGCCGAUUUUUUAUCCCCAGAUGGCUGUCAAUCACAGUUUCUUGAAAAAAUUCUUCCGGAUGUAAAUCUGGGGAAGAUUAUCAAGUCUGUCCCUGGAAAACUCAUCAAGGAGAAAGGCCAACAUCUGGAGUCAUUCCUCACAGCAUUUAUUAACUCCUGUGAGGCUCCCAAACCUAAACCAAGUAGACCAGAACUCACCAUUCUCAGUCCUACUUCGGAAAACAACAAAAAGCUUUUUAAUGACUUGUAUAAAAAUAAUGCCAAUCGUUCUGAAAACACAGAGAAGAAAUAUAACCAGAACUACUUCAUGGAAAUGAUGACGUUAGAUGGUGUUUACGAUUAUCUGAUUUAUGUGGGACGUGUUGUUUUUCGCAUGCCAGACUGGUUGCAUCACUUAUUAAUGGGUGGACGGAUUCUCUUUAAGAACACGCUUGAAGCAUAUUGUGACAAUUACCUUCAGUAUAAGUUGAGCCAGUUGUUACAAGAACAUAGAGUGGUUUCCCUUAUAACUCUGCUCAGAGAUUCUGUCUUCUGUGAGAAUACGGAGCCUCGAUCUCUUGAAGAUAAACAAAGGAGAGCAAAAAAAACUUUUGAUGAAAUGAUGAACUACAUUCCAGAUUUUUUUGUGAAAUGCGUUGGAGAGGAAGCAAAGUACGAGGGAGUCAGAUUGCUAUUUGAAGGGCUUCAACAGCCAGUGCUCAACAAACAGCUGACAUAUGUACUGCUGGACUUAGUACUACAGGAACUGUUUCCUGAGCUCAAUAAGGUGCAGAAAGAAAUAGUAUCUGUUUCCAUGUGGAAGUGAAGAAUACUGCUACCCAUCUUCCGUUGUGAGAUCCUCUUUUUAUUUAGGAGCUGGAGUGCAAUAGAACCAUGCUGUAUCAAUGUGGCAGAAUUAUGUGUAUGCAAUACUGAAUGUUUUUAAUGAAACCUGUGUAAGUAAAUGUGAAUAUUAGUUUUAUGAAAUUUAUGUGAAUGUGAACAUUAAUUUAAACCUAUGUGUGUUACACUACACUACACCAAUAAAGGAUAUUCUAUCAUUGUGUUGUGGAAA